Oncorhynchus masou masou (cherry salmon) is the source of this 2797-nucleotide messenger RNA. Its product is annotated as SH2 domain-containing adapter protein F-like. The record is from RefSeq and is a predicted model, not a curated record. The transcript has 9 exons. NCBI's taxonomy places the organism in Eukaryota, Metazoa, Chordata, Actinopteri, Salmoniformes, Salmonidae. Gene Ontology annotation, molecular function: phosphotyrosine residue binding. The coding region runs from base 374 to 1720 and encodes 448 amino acids.
CCGUUAAACCCCACCGAAUAAUACUUUCUUGUAGCUCGCUAACCCUUUUUUAUUAUAGCUCAGUGAGAUAACCAUUUCGGACUAAAAUAGUCGAAUUAGUUAGCUAGAUAGAAAUUGUAACGUUAGCCAACUAGCUAGCUAGCUAGCUAACUGAAAUAAUAUUCUACAAAAUGCAUUUAAUCUUUGUUUUAAACUGACGUAGCGUAGUUAAUUUACGUUGGUGGUAGGCAAACUUGUUUUCUUCAGCUCAAGCCAAGGGAAGUUAACAAGCUAACGUUAGCUAGCUACAAUGACAUUUCUGUGAAUUCAUGGGGGGUGGACACACAAUUAAAUACGUAAUUGGCUGACGGUCCCGAUUUCCAUCAAAACACCCAUGGCAAAGUGGUUAAAGGACUACCUGAACUUCGGCAGCCGUCGUGACGGCCCCCAGCUUCCGCGUCCUGACUACACAGAGAGUGAGAUCCUGAGGGCCUACAGAGCCCAGAAAGACCUGGACUUUGAAGACCCCUACCAGAGCGCAGAGAAACCACAAAAUGGCUGCUACGGUGGCUGCAGGGGGACAGUAAGCCUGCAUGCAUUUCCUGCCUUCGCUUCUGUCCUUCCCAAUGAUGCAGAGGUGAAGGUGGUGUCUCCCAAACACAGGCUGAUCAAGGUGGACUCUCAGGAGUUCAGUCGCAGUAAGAUCCCCCUGAGCCCCGUCACCAUCCACCAGGAACCGGUGCUUCCCUCUGCUCCUGCAGCAGUAGGGGACUCCGACACUGUCUACUCGGACCCGUUUGAUGCCAGACCAGUUCCACGGCUUAGAGCAGAUUGGGAGCCUAACCCUCGCCCACACCUUUCCUUGGGCCUCAGUCCCAUCACCAGUCCUACCCUGGUAGCCUUCAGCCCUAACCCUAUCCUAGGUGUCAGUCUCCGUCCAGGGGACAACAGCAGCUACAUGGAACCCUUUGAAGCCCAGAGGGUCAUCACAGAGCUCCAGCAGGGCCCAGAGCGGGGCCGACCAGGAGUGGGCAGUGGAAGGGUUGUGGUUGGGAUCGGAGAUCAACUCUAUGAUGACCCCUACGAUGAGAGGACUCGACAUCGCCACCGGGAAGCGUCACCGCAGCAGGGGAGAGAGUUCCUCAGGGACGAACCGAGAGAGGUCAGACAGAGCAGGCUGCCCCAGGACGAUGAGAGACCAGCAGAGGAGUACGACCAGCCCUGGGAAUGGAAGAAGGACAACAUCUCCAAAGCUCUAGCAGUGAAGUUUGAGGGGGCGGAGUGGGAGAAGUCGUUAGGCCAGUCAGACCAGGCCAAACUACCCAGGACCAGCCCCACAGCCCCAGGGGGCGCAGCCAACCUUCGGAGGCCUGGUGACACCCCCCCUAUCCUGGGUGAGAGAGUGGACCCCUGCCUGCCCCUGGAGAGACAGGUGUGGUACCACGGUGCUGUGAGUCGUGCGGAGGCAGAGACUCUACUGACGCUGUGCAAAGAGAGUUCCUACCUGGUGAGGAAGAGCCAGACCUGCCCACAAGACUACUCUCUCUCCCUCAGGAGUUGUCAGGGCUUCAUGCAUAUGAAGUUCACUCGGAGUUCAGAGAGUUGUUUCGUCCUGGGAGAGAACAGUCCUCCAUUCUCCUCUGUACCAGAGGUCAUCCACUACUACACCAUGCACAAACUACCUAUCAGAGGAGCUGAACACCUGUCUCUGCUCUACCCUGUCAUAGUACAGACCCUCUGACCCUUCUCCACUCAUUAUCAGCAUCCCAACUGGCACACUAAUCCCUACGUAGUGCACUACUUUAGUGCACUCUGAUCAAAAGUAGUGCACUAUAUAGGCAAUAGUGGGACACGGCUAUAUGUGAUACUAUUACAGAAGGUGCUGUCGUCUGCGGAGAUGCUGCGGCAAAUGCUGUAACAGAGCAGGUUACUGUAUGUCAAGUGUUAUUGAUCAUCUGUUUGGCACAUUGAUUAGCUAGCUGUACCAGGGUGGGAGUUUCAUCCAAUAGUGCUAUACAGUAGAACGCUACAUCGCUAUAGUGGAAAGCUAUUAUAGAAAUAUGUGCUUGAAAGCUAUUUCAGUACUUAUAUGUAUGAAUGCUGAUAUUAUACCCCGAGUGUACAAAAUAUUAGGAACACCUUCCUGAUAUUGAGUUGCACCCCCUUUUGCCCUCUGUACAGCCUCAGUUCACCGGGGCAUAUGGACUACAAGGUGUUGAAAGCGCUCCACAGGGAUACUGGCCCAUGUUGACUCCAAUGCUUCCCACACUUCCCAAGUUCGAUGUCCUUUGAGUGGUGGACCAUUCUUGAUACACACAAACUGUUGAGUGUAAAAAAACCCAGCAGUGUUGCAGUUCUUGACACACUCAAAUCGGAGUGCCUGCUACCAUAUCCUGUUCAAAGGCAUUUAAAUAUUUUGUCUUACCAAUUCACCCUCCGAAUGGCACAUACACAAUCCAUGUCUGAAUUGUCUCAAGGCUUAAAUUAUCCUCCUUUAACCUGUCUCCCCCACUUCAUAGACACAGAUUUACAUUUACAUUUAAGUCAUUUAGCAGACGCUCUUAUCCAGAGCGACUUACAAAUUGGUGAAACAGAUGACAUCAAUAAGGGAUCAUAGCGUUCGCCUCGUCGGAAUGUAAUGGGAAGAGCAGGUGUUCCUAAUGUUUUGUGCACUCAGUGUAGUGUGUUAAAGUGUGAAUGUUUUUUGGACUUUGAUCAUGAAAGCUAAAGAAUAAUAGGUAGGUUUGUUACUGUGGUGCUGUUUGUAAGGUUUUCUUGUGUUCUAUGAAAAUAAAGUGUGAUUUUGUUUUAAAAAAAA